AUGGAGAAACACUCCAUGCGUCACCUCCUGUGGGCUGCACUGUUCCUGUUGUACUGCAGCUGCGGGUGUUUGGCUGCUGUUGUGCAGCAGUUACCACAGAAAGGAGAAAGUGCUCUACAGGCAUAUACCGUCUCUACUGCUGCUGAGCAAUGGCAACCCAUCCGCAUUGCCGUGUAUACCGAACGUGUGGAGGAAAUAAUGACUUAUUGCAAUGAGAAAGUAAUGUCGUCUAAGUACGAACCGCUUCAAGACCUUAAAAACGAUCUUGAACAAAGGUUUAAACAACUCUGUGACGGUGAAAAUAAAAUGACAACAAAGAGGAUGCAUACUCUUUUUAAGGAGGUCCUACCUGAAGCGAUUAAAUUGCACAGGGAUCGCCUUAAUGUGAAACGGGUGGAGAAUAACCUGAUACUAUGGAAAGAGGAUUAUGAAGACCCCUAUAACAUAUUUGUAAAGUAUUGCCACCAGUUAAAAAUGCCCGACGAGCAUUUUAAGGAUGGUAUUCCCAAUGCUGAUUUUAUGCUUUAUGUGGAUCUCCAUCCGGUGGAUAGAACUAUUAAUGAUUGCACUAAAGACAACAAAAAUGGAGACCGACCGACAUCUGCCCGCAUCACUUUUGUCCCAAAGGAGAUCGUCGCCACAAGGCAGUAUAUUCGCUUAGCUGCGCGCUAUAUUGCGGUUGGGCUUGGAUUUGAGAUCUUCUACAUGGGUGGGCAGAAUGUGCAAUAUUCUCUUCUCGAUUUAAACGGCGUACAGAAGUAUAUCAGGGUGCUGGCCGGUAAUACUGUGAAGGGAAAGAUGAAUGAGCAUUACAACUCCCAAGACUACGCGGGAAUGGUUUUGCAUUAUCAUGAGACAAAAAUUUUCACUGAAUGGGAGAGGCGCAUCGCAAAAGAUGAGUUGAUGAGUCAGUACACUGGUGAACCCACUGGAAUGUUUUACACUAAUCUGACACUUGCAGUGUUUGAUACAAUGUCUUUCUACACCGCAAAUUUCAGCAUGGCAGAACCCAUGAGUUGGGGGAAUCAAUCAGGACGUGACUUCAUUACGAACAAGUGUACAGAACUCAUCAAAGAUCCGAAGUACAAUAAAGUUUUCUGUGAUGAAGGUGAAGAUAAAUCUGUAUUAAAGUGCACUUCUGAUCGCUUUGGUCUUGGUGUCUGCUCCAAGGACAACACGAACAAGCAUAGUAUGUCCGAUGAGUACAAGUUCUUUGAAACUGUUGGUGAACAGAGUGAAAUGAUAAAAGAGUGUCCCAUCAUUAAGCCGUUUCAACAGACCAUGUGCGAGAAUGGUAAGGAGACACUGAUGCCUGGAAGCAUUGUGAGCAAUAUGUCACGGUGUCUGGAUGUGAAGGAAACGGUGGAAAUCGAUGAAAAUGGAAAGAAAGUGAAGGUUCAAGGCAUUUGUGCAAAAGUGAAGUGUGAUAAUGGCAAGGUGCAUGUACAGUACAAAGGGGACAAAGAGAAAGUGAACGGGGAACAAAAAUGGCACGAGUGCACCGAGGAGGGCACUAUUAAUCUGCAGGGUUCAGUGUUCACGAGUGGAACUAUUGUGUGCCCCAAAUACGCUGAAGUGUGCACCGGGCUACCGGAAACCGAACCUUUUAAUAUUUCAUAUACAGAAGUUAAUGUUCCUGAGGAUAAGGUGGAAGAGGAGGAAACGCCUGGGGAGGAAGAAGAGGAGAAGCCUGGGGAUGAAACCGAAGAACAAAGCAGCUCGAGCGCAGAGUCAGAGAUGAACAGUGGCACGGGAGAUCAGGACCAGACCCAAAAACCUGGUGAUAAUGAGGACGGUGCCACUGACAACAGCAUCGCUCUCUCGUUCUUUGGACCUCUUAUGCUUCCUGUGUGUAUUGUUGCUGCGGUGGUGGCCCUGUGA
This is a messenger RNA of Trypanosoma theileri, 1881 nucleotides long. RefSeq names its product surface protease GP63. The transcript has a single exon. The record is from RefSeq and is a predicted model, not a curated record. Gene Ontology annotation, cellular component: membrane; cytoplasm. The coding region runs from base 1 to 1881 and encodes 626 amino acids. Lineage: Eukaryota; Euglenozoa; Kinetoplastea; Trypanosomatida; Trypanosomatidae. Gene Ontology annotation, molecular function: metalloendopeptidase activity. Gene Ontology annotation, biological process: cell adhesion; proteolysis.